Molecule: messenger RNA, 501 nt
Organism: Momordica charantia (bitter melon)
Lineage: Eukaryota; Viridiplantae; Streptophyta; Magnoliopsida; Cucurbitales; Cucurbitaceae
Source: RefSeq, a predicted model, not a curated record
AUGCAGAACGAGAACCAGCAGAGGGUGAUUCGGAAGGCGGUGUCAGAUUUAAGCAAAGAGAUUGAAAGAGUAAACCUGAGGAACAAGAAUGAAGUAGAAGAAAUGAUGAGGAGCAGAGUGGAAGAAGAAGAAGAAGUGCGGCAGGUCGAGUGCAGCUGCUGUGGGCUGAAAGAGGAAUGCACCGCAGCCUACAUUUUAGAGAUCCAACGGCGGUUUGCAGGGAAAUGGGUUUGUGGGCUUUGCUCCGAAGCCGUAAAAGAGAGAGUGCUGAGAUUUCCCAACACACCCAUUAACGAAGCCAUCAACUUUCACAGGGAAUUCUCCCACGCCUUCAAUACCACCACAAGGCUCAACCCUAAGCUCUCCUUAACCACUUCCAUGAGAAAGAUCGCCAGAAAAAGCUUCGACAAACGAAAUUCUUCACCCGAUUCGGAUUUCGGCUCUUCCACUAAGCUCUCUAGAAGCAUUAGCUGUGAUCCCAGAAUUCGCCUCAAUGAUUAA